This is a messenger RNA of Kalmanozyma brasiliensis GHG001, 363 nucleotides long. RefSeq lists its product as uncharacterized. The record is from RefSeq and is a predicted model, not a curated record. Bases 1 to 363 code for a protein of 120 amino acids. The transcript has a single exon. Lineage: Eukaryota; Fungi; Basidiomycota; Ustilaginomycetes; Ustilaginales.
AUGGCAGCAUCGAUUAGCUACCACAACCGCAAGUUCCGGUCGGUCACCAAUAGCGAGACUGGAGAAGUAGGUCAAGAGACCAUCUUUCAUUAUCAGCAGACCGAAGAUCUGGUGACGGCCAACUACGCCGGCGGCGACAUACGACAGGGAAUGCUGAUCGCCAAGGCAGACCCUUCAGGCCACCUGGAUAUGCGCUACCAGCACCUCAACCAGCAAGGCACUCUGAUGACCGGCAUGUGCAAGACUGUGCCCGAGGUGCUACCCGACGGCCGCUUGCGCCUGCACGAAACCUGGCAAUGGACUAGCGGCGAUCAUUCGAAAGGUCAAUCAAUCGUCGAAGAGGUACCAAAGACAAGCCAAUGA